Messenger RNA from Ostrinia furnacalis (Asian corn borer), 618 nucleotides. RefSeq lists its product as uncharacterized. The transcript is spliced from 3 exons. Lineage: Eukaryota; Metazoa; Arthropoda; Insecta; Lepidoptera; Crambidae. Bases 101 to 598 code for a protein of 165 amino acids. The record is from RefSeq and is a predicted model, not a curated record.
AAGUGUUGAUUUCUACAAUGAGCAUAAUUAAAUUACAAACAACAAAGAACUGAUUUCAAAUGAUGAUGCUUAGCAAUGUAAAUCGAUUAAAAAAUACGAUAUGAAACUACCCUUCAGUAAAAUCAUAUCACCGUUCCUGAAGCCUUAUCUAGGUAACACAAGAAUGUUUUGUCAGCACCCCACGUUCGGUAUUAGCGUAUUUUAUACUUAUUUUUAUGGAACACUUGGCUUCUUUAUUAAUGCAAACCAUUUAAGGAAGCACUUAGGCGAAACUCCACUUACUACAGACGAGCAAGAUGGUAACUUUAUGCUCAUACAUGACCUGAAAAUCAUCGCAACUUCAAUGGGAUUAUUCCAAUAUGCCUGUCUGGUGGUGGGAUGCUUGACUGAAAAUCCCGCACUAUUCCUGCCACAUCUAGCGGGCCAGCUCUUCAUUGUUUUCGUGAAGACCCUCAACGUCUUACUAUUGCUGGCCCAUGUCAACCUCAAGUCGAUGGGAAAGCUGAAGCACAAGGUGCCAGCCAUAAUGCUCAUGACGUUCAACUGGUGUCAAGAGUUUUGCGUUUUCAGACAAUACCUCUGCGUUUGUGAUCUGUGAAUCAAGUAUAAUAAACGAUG